CCCGUAUUUACGUGAAAUAAUAUCAUCUAUGUAUUUUGGUCGGACAUGCACAAAACAUUAGCUGUGAUUGCCCUGAUAGGCAGUACCCUGGUAGGCCGACGUCGACGUCGUGGGGGCGCGGAUUUACUGGAUCUCAUGCGGAGUCCCAGCGGCAAUGUGCUGAGCCAGCUUCCCAAAAAGCUCGCGUCCCUCCUCGGGUGCGAAAGUGCCAGGCUUGAAUUGAAAUGGAUGAAAGAGUCCCUCAGGCCUUCGGACCACCCGUCCACACUCCAGAAGAUGGUGGAACGAAGGCUGCAAGGAGAACCGCUCCAAUACAUCUUGGGCACCACACCAUUUGGACCGCUAAGCCUCCUCUGCCGGCCACCCACCCUCAUACCCCGGCCAGAGACCGAAGACUGGACCCUUCGUCUCGCUAAUACCAUCUCUCCGAAGAGUAGUCGCCCACUCUCGGUACUGGAUCUCUGCACUGGUUCAGGCUGCAUACCUCUCCUUUUAUGUCAUCUCUGGCCACCAGGCAGCACUCGCGCUUUCGGCGUGGACAUUUCAAAGCAAGCAAUCAAGUUAGCGACCGAUAAUGCAGCACGGUGCAAUAUCCCCGCUCAUUCAGGCGCUGACAGCCUCUGCAACGUAUUCGUCCCCGUGCUUGGCGACUUCCGUGAUACUAAGUUCCUUAAGAAGUUGGGAGCUCCCUUUGAUGUCGUGACAGCUAAUCCGCCCUACAUACCGGAGCAAGAGUAUGACCAACUCUCCCCUUCCGUCAAGGAUUACGAGGACCCACGUGCUCUGCUCGGCGAUUUGCCUGAAUCACCAAUUCAGAAUGGCUUGUCUUUUUACCAUCUAAUUGCCCGUUUCCUGGCAGAGAAAGGCAUACUCCGAAACGGAGCUACGGUCGCCUUGGAAGUUGGAGAUAGACAAGCAGAAGCCGUCGAGAACAUCUUACACUGCUCCGCUGGCCUUAGACACACAGAGAUAUGGACGGACCCAUGGGGAAAGCAGCGGGUGGUCUUGGCACGCGUAUAACUUCAUUUGAUCGCAGACUUACUUAUACUUCAUCUCGCCAAUAUCUUCGGUGGUUUAAUAGACAAUGGCUUCAGACGGCCUGACUCUUUCUCACAUCUACCUUGGUUCUGAUGUUCUCGUCCGUGAUUGCAGCGUGGUUUGUUCUGUUGGCACACAAUGAAAACGAUAAGGAACUGUUAUACACCCCAUGAUGGCCCCUGCUAGUGUUACAAUGCCCGAGAGAUCUAAGAAAAAUUUGUUUUUGUGAAGUCGUAACCGUCUUUAGUGUCCAUCUCCCUCUCCGUGGACCUUCGCGGUCCGUUUUCUAAAGCCCGAACUUUACCUAGAUCUCCCCAUUUUCCCAAGCCUCAAGUAG
Messenger RNA from Pisolithus orientalis, 1375 nucleotides. Its product is annotated as S-adenosyl-L-methionine-dependent methyltransferase. The coding region runs from base 46 to 1020 and encodes 324 amino acids. The transcript has 3 exons. The record is from RefSeq and is a predicted model, not a curated record. Gene Ontology annotation, biological process: protein methylation. Lineage: Eukaryota; Fungi; Basidiomycota; Agaricomycetes; Boletales; Pisolithaceae. Gene Ontology annotation, cellular component: mitochondrion. Gene Ontology annotation, molecular function: protein methyltransferase activity.